AGCACGGCUGCUUUUUGUGAAAACCGAGGGGCAGUGAGCAGAAGGCAGUGCGGCAAGGCGGGUGGGGAGGACCCGGGGACAGAAGACAGCAGACGCUGCAGGAAGGUGGCACGACCGAGUGUGGGGAGCCCCGUGCCAGGAGGGUGAGCAGUGAGGAGCCCAAGAAGGUCAGAGGGAGCAUUGCAGGUCAGGACUGACAGACACCGUGCUUUGCUUUCAUCUGCGUGACCGCUGCUGGAUCUAGCCCCGCUGUCUAGCUCCAUCUUCCCUCCUUCAGGACAUCUACGCCUGUCAGCCAGGGGCUGCUCCAUCCCUGUGCUGAGGAUCUCUGCCUGCUGACACCCGAUGGGACCAAGGAGGGUGGCUAAGACAUACAACAGUCGCUCAGCAACUCCUCGUCCCCUGGGGAGGACAACAUAAGCUGCCUGCGCCAGCCUCCUGGGUUGUUCUCACUACAGCUGGAGGUGCUCCUAGCCUGACUUUUUCCAGGCUCCCCCCUUGCAGAUCUUCUCCCCCAAAAGCCUUCAAAAUCUCCAUUUCAGGAAGAAAAAAAAAAAAACAGCCAUUGUACAGGGUGUGCUGACCCACCACGGCAGACCGGUGUGGGACAAAGGCCAAGCUGAAGAUACAUGGCAUCAAAUCAUUGAUCGCUGAGGAGACCUUGAGCUUGGAUGCCCCAAAUGGAGGCCGAGGAACAGGAGGAAGAUGCCAACUCCCUCUCAAAAGACGGAUCAGAGACUAACUCAGCUACCUCACGUGACUGCCGCCGCUACGUGCCUCUUGGAAUAGUCUUUGUUUUGCUGGCUGGAACUGCUGCAACAACAUGGUAUUUCCUAGACUACAGACCAUGGCACCUGGAACCAUCUGUCCUGCAGUUUUACUCCGGCAGCCUCCAGGUCCUCAAUCGCCAAUACUUCCCAGACCUUGGGGAAGUGGAGUCCAGAGCCUUCUGGUUGGAGUCAGCUAAACUCCAGAAUAUGCUGAAGGAUCUCAUUCGUGCCACAGAGCUGGGUCGAUAUUACAACUCGAGCACGGUUUAUGCCUUCGGGGAGGGGGCUCUGACCUUCUUCUUCUGGUUUACCCUCCAAAUCCCUGAGACUAAGCAGAAGGAGAUGACGGCUGAGACGGUGAACACAAUGCUCCACCAAGAGCUCUCCGCCAGCUUCAACAUCUCGGGCAGCCUGUCCUACCAGGCAGAGUACAGGGUCAACCCAGACUCACUGGUUCUGCUGGAAUCCAGUGUGAAAGACAUAGUAGUGCUGAAAUCCACUCUGGGUUGCUACAGAUACAGCUACGUCCAGGAGGACGACAUCCUAACGCUGGAGGGCCCUGACUACCUGGCCUCCAGUUGUCUUUGGCACCUCCACGGCCUCAAGGGCUACAUGAUCAAGCUACACCUGGAGUGGACCCUCCCGGACUGCAGGGACCGCCUGGCUAUGUAUGAUGCAGCUGGGCCACUGGAGAAACACCUCAUCACCUCGAUCUACGGCUGCAGCCGGCAGGAGCCUGUGGUGGAAGUCCUUUCAUCCGGCCCCGUCAUGUCCAUCGUGUGGAAGAAAGCCAUGUACAGCUACUAUGACCCCUUCAUCCUCACAGCACAGGUGGUGCCCCUCAAAGCCUGCGAAGUGAACAUAACCCUGCGGGAAGGCCUGGAGCUUCAGGGGAAGAUCAGCACCCCACACUACCCCAGUUACUACUCGCCCAACACGCAGUGCACCUGGCACAUGAUGGUCCCCUCCCUUGGCUAUGGGGUCACCCUGUGGUUCGACGCCUAUGCGCUCAGCAGACAGAAGCAGGACCUGCCCUGUACCCAAGGCCAGUGGAUAAUUCAGAACAGAAGGUUGUGUGGCCUGCGGACCCUGCAAGCCUACGCCGAGAGGAUCCCAGUCACGUCCUCUGCCGAUAUCACCAUCACCUUCACCUCGCAGAUCUCCUUAACGGGCCCUGGCGUGCAGGCAGCUUACAGCCUGUACAACCUAUCUGACCCCUGUCCCGGUGAGUUCCUGUGUUCGGUGAACGGCUUGUGCGUCCCGGCCUGUGAUGGGAUCAAAGAUUGCCCCAACGGGCUGGAUGAGAGAAAUUGCGUGUGCCCUGCAAAGUUCCAGUGCCGAGAGGACAGCACCUGCAUCGAGUUCAGCCGAGUCUGCAACCAGCAGCGGGACUGUGCCAACGGGACCGAUGAGGAGCAGUGCAGUGAAGGGGUCCCCUGUGGUCCCUUCACCCACCGCUGUGACGACGGGACCUGCGUGAAGAAACCCAACCCCCGGUGUGACACCACGGCGGACUGCAGGGACCUGUCCGACGAGGAGCGCUGCGACUGCGGGCUGCAAGCCCCUCUCAGCAGGAUCGUGGGUGGUGCUAACUCAGUGGAAGGGGAAUGGCCCUGGCAGGCCAGCCUGCAGGUUCGGGGCCGCCACAUCUGCGGGGGAACGCUCAUUGCGGACCGCUGGGUGGUCUCAGCCGCGCAUUGCUUCCAGGACGAGAGACUGGCUUCCCCCUCCAUCUGGACUGUUUACUUGGGCAAAUAUUUCCAGAACACCAGCAGCCACACAGAGGUGUCCUUCAAGGUGAUCCGUCUCUUCCUCCACCCCUACUAUGAGGAGGACAGCCACGAUUAUGAUGUGGCCCUGCUCCAGCUGGACCAUCCCGUCAUCACCUCGCCCUUCAUCCAGCCCAUCUGCUUGCCUGCCCCUUCCCACCUCUUUGAGCCUGGCCUUCACUGCUGGAUCACUGGCUGGGGAGCCCUGAAGGAAGGAGGACACAUCAGCAAUGUCCUGCAGAAGGUGGACGUGCAGAUCAUCCAGCAGGAUAUCUGCAGCGAGGCCUACCACUACAUGAUUUCUCCGAGGAUGCUCUGUGCUGGGUACCGCAAGGGCAAGAAAGACGCCUGCCAGGGUGAUUCUGGAGGUCCACUGGCCUGCGAGGAGCCCAGCGGCAGGUGGUUCCUGGCUGGUUUGGUCAGCUGGGGAAUGGGGUGCGCACGUCCAAAUUCCUACGGAGUGUACACCAGGAUCACCCAAGUGCUGGGCUGGAUGAACCAAACCAUGAGCUGAGAAAAGUGCAUCUCUGCCCUCUCCCCAUCAGACCUACGCGCACAACGGCACUCGUUCCUGACCUUGCUCGCUUGCCUCAGAGAGAAAAGAGUUUGUGUGUGGGAUGUUGUCAGACCCAGGAUGCUCUUCUGAGCAGGGUAAAAAAAUAAAAAAUCUGACGGUGGGAACUGUAGAGGAAAGCAGGCAGACCCUCUUCUCCCUUCAGUGCUUCCCGAGGGAACAUCCCAAGGUGGAUUUGGGCCAUCUAUCCAAAAUUCUUGGCGGGAGGGUCCCAAGCUGAUGGUUUCUAAGUGCAGGAAUGAGGGGAGCUGAACUUUCCAUGAACCAUGUGAUUCAGCCACAGUCUUAUGCUGGAACGAAAAUGUGACUGAUGUAGUUAGAGAUUCCAGUAACUGUGAAAUCAAUCAGCCUCCCUCUUCCUUCUUACUGCUCGUCCUCCUUCCCCCCUUCCCCUCCCAUCACUCCUCCUCUUCCAUCUCCCUAAUUGCUUCUUUUCUUAGCCGGCAUGUGCUGCUCAGCUCAGCCAGGCAACGCUUCACGUCUCACUGCCUCCCAGGCACGAGCCCAGCAUCACGCCCCGAGGCGCUGCUGCUGCUCCUGGACCCCUCAGAAGACCCCGGCCCCUCAGUAAAAAACAUUAAAGCAGCCUCCUGGCCCCUUCCCUCA
Anas platyrhynchos (mallard) is the source of this 3719-nucleotide messenger RNA. RefSeq names its product transmembrane serine protease 6 (gene TMPRSS6). NCBI's taxonomy places the organism in Eukaryota, Metazoa, Chordata, Aves, Anseriformes, Anatidae. Gene Ontology annotation, molecular function: serine-type endopeptidase activity; protein binding. Gene Ontology annotation, biological process: proteolysis. The record is from RefSeq and is a predicted model, not a curated record.